Molecule: messenger RNA, 1678 nt
Organism: Capsicum annuum
Lineage: Eukaryota; Viridiplantae; Streptophyta; Magnoliopsida; Solanales; Solanaceae
Exons: 3
Coding region: 1031-1432 (133 amino acids)
Biological process (GO): protein folding
Molecular function (GO): alpha-tubulin binding
Source: RefSeq, a predicted model, not a curated record
AAGAGAAGUAUGGAAAGAGAGAUCGAUCUACUUUGCUAAAUCUAAUGUGAUUGUUUCUCCACCAGUGGCAUCUUUUGAACAUUGCAUCAUUUUCAGUUUUGGCUUUGCCCCAUUGACACAUAUAGAGAAUGUUUAUGAUAUAUCUUCACUCCCUCGUGAAAGUUCCUUGCUUUGUUUUGAAAGAGAUGGAACUCCUGGAUCCUGUUCUCAGGUUGAUUCGUUUAUCAGCUUUACCAAUUUCAAAUGGUUAACAGUAUUGGAUAUGUGUUUUCAGCUAUUUGACCAUCUACCGUCAGAAAUAUGGGAAUUAUCUCAAUUGAGGUAUCUUGCCCUCUCUAAUUUUAGUGUUCUCCCACCAUCACUGUGCAAUCUUAGGCAUCAUCAAACACUAUUUCAUUACAGUAAUCAGGCUAGUAUUUGUUUGCCGGCAGAGAUAUGGGUGAUUAAACAAUUAAGGCAUCUUUAUUUCAGGAAAUGCUGCUACUUUCCUAAUGUGUAGUCUAAACAAGAAGAUUAUCUGCUCAAGUUAAGUGACUAUAAUCUUGUAUUAACCAAGCUGCAAACCCUUCCUUGUUAUUCGGGCAAGUUUAGUCGCUCUAAUCUUGCAUUAACCAACCGGCAAACCUUUGUAAUCAUCUGGGCGAGUAAGUCACCCUAUUCUUUCAUUAACCAAGCUGCAAAGCCUGUCUUACAUUACCUUUGGAAGUAUUACAAGGGGCAUCUUUGAAGGCAUGCCCAACCUUAGGAAGUUAGGAAUUUGAGAAAGUGAAGAAGAGCGCUUGACUGCUGAACAAAUGUCUGGAAAACUCAAGAAGAUGGUUCUGUUGGAGCUCCUUGAAACACUUGAGUGUUUCUUCAUUAACCCAUGGGUACAAUAAUGUGAUAUUUUCCCACCAACUGUCAUGGGACGAAAUGAUGAUACUGCACGUUAUCCAAACUCGAGGUGCUCAAGCUCAAGGAUUAUGCUUUCCAAAGAUCAGAAUGGGAGCCAACUGACGAACACUUUCAGUAGCUAAAUUCCUACUGUUGGAUGGGACUGAUCUUACCCACUGAGAGUCUUGUUCUGAAGAACUGUUAUUGCCUGUAUGAGAUUUCUGAUGAUGUAGCGGAAAUACCCACCUUGCAGUUCAUUGAAUUGUAUCACUGUAGCUCUUCUGCUGAUGACUCCGCAUAUAGGAUUCAAGAAGAACAACUUAGCAUAGGAAAUGACGAUCUUGUGCUGAACCUUAAGGCCUGCGUCUGUUUGAUAUUUUCUGCGCUCCCUCAACAAUCAACGAAGCUAAUACAGAGGAAAGUCGGGCUUUCCCCCAGGAAUGAUUCAUCAACUUGGUUUCUUUUGGGAAGUUACUAUGUAUAUACAUUGGAAGACUUGGUACAUAAGAGUAGCGGAACCACCUUUGUCCAAGGUUUACUGGAAAAAUAUACGCUGUAGAUAGGUAAAUUUUUAUGCAUAUGGUGAAUGCCCUUGAAACCAAGGACAUUACCUUUGAUAUGAGGUUGUGGAGGACCCGGAUUAGGCUAAGAGGUUAUUAGGUAGUGUUUUGUGUUGCUAUCUAUCCAUACUAGUAGUCGUGUAGUUGUAGUACUACUCCGGUUGUUUCUCGACCUUCGGUUUCUGGUACUAUCUAUUUCUUGUAUUUCGAUUAUCCUAUUAUUUGGCUGCAGUUACUAUUCAAAA